Molecule: messenger RNA, 578 nt
Organism: Ceraceosorus bombacis
Lineage: Eukaryota; Fungi; Basidiomycota; Exobasidiomycetes; Ceraceosorales; Ceraceosoraceae
Source: the annotation of a GenBank genome assembly
AUGGAGGGAGAGACGGAGACUGGAGGCACGGAGGGGGAGGCGGAGACGGAAGGGGAAGCAACGCAGGAAGGGCUCGAGGUCGAGGAGAGUGGAGAUACGGAGAGCGCAGAUGCUCGCGGUGAGGCCGAGAGUAGCUCGGAAGUGGAGAAAACCUACGAGUACGCGCGUGACAUAUUCGGAGAUCAAGCGUUGGGCAUUCACUCCUCAUCUUCUGUAUGAUCAUGUGAGUAGCCGAUGCGAAUCCCUCCAAAGCUGCGAUCAGACGCCAUGCUGACCAGCUCGCCUGCUCGCGCUCAGCUCUUCGUGAUUCAACUUUUCGUUCUCGCCUGCUCGCGCUCAGCUCCUCGUGAUUUAACUUUCAGUUCUCGGAAAUCUCAUACUUCACUUCUUCUUCUGUUUCUCAUGGUCACCUCUCCCACUCAUCGGCUUCUCAUGUCACCUCUUCGCAAGCGACGGUUCAACAGCAUCUGACCAUGGUUACCUCUCCCAAAGCGACUGCUGAGCCGAAAUGGCAAGGCUCGCAAACGUCUGACGAUACGAGAAAUGAAUGCAUUGCGGCAGUGAUAAGGGUUUACUAG